GAUAUGACUGCAGAUCUCCUCGCCCAAACCAGAACUAGCCAGUAUUGGAAUAGACGAGAGUACACAUACUAGAAUAAAUGCACAGCAACAGUGUAAAACAGCUGUGCGAACGAGACAGACGUACUACCGUGAAAUAAACCUCUGCAAGCGGCAGACACACAAGGACAACAAAAAGUGUACGAAAAAAGAGCUAUUCUAAGAGAAUGAGUGAAAUCCGGAGUUCACACGUCACGAUUUUGCGAGGUUAACUGUUGAAGAAAGGACAUUUUCCAGGGGAAGCAUCUUGCUUUCAUGGUAUUGUAUGGUAUUCUGUUAUAUCACUUGACCUGAUACCAAUAGCCAUCUUUAUAUUUCCAUGUUUUUUAUGUUUCUGUGCACGGGUGAAUAGACAUCUGUUUGUUACUUCUUUCUCCUCACUACUUCUGUCAGAAACACCACUGUGUACUUUCAACGCAGCUAACAUGCUUUAAUAAAAUAAAUAAAUAUGACAGGGCACUACACUUCCAAGGAUACCUCCUGAAGGAGCUAGACCAGUAGCAGACUACCGCAUUACCAGUAAUGGCAGCACAAUGAACCUGAAACCAAUUUUGCACAGUUGGUAUGUCAAAGUAUUAAAAUGUAUAAAUGCAGUAGCUGCCCUAAGACUCAUUGCAUUAUCAUUGUAGUGCCAUUGGAAUUGUAUUGUUUUUUUUUUAAUGAUCAAUAUAUAAAAAGUUUCAAUUUGAUUGUUUUAUUAUCUAAUUAUUUUAUGUACAAUUUGUGAUUACAUACAUUAUUUUAUGUAUAGCUGUGUCCAGCUGUCUUUCUUUAUCAAAGUUUAUUCUGGUUAUUAAAUAUAAUUGAAGUCAUGUGUAUAAUUUUUAAGCUUUAAACAACCAUUCACAAAGAAAGAGUACACUGAAAGGUUCCAAAACAUACCAGAAAUUACAACAAGGGAAUGUUUUUGAAAGUCUAUAAAGUUCUUCUUGAAAUCGGUUUAGUAUGCUGUCCUUUCUAGCAGAGCAUUUUUCCAGUUUUUGUAUGUGUCUACCAGUUAGGUUUGAGGAUACAGGGAGGUAAGCACGUACAAAUGACCGUGUUCAAUAGUUUAAAAGUGAAAGUCCCUUAUAAAUUACUUAAAAGCCAUAAAAGAUUAUUAUAUAUAUAUAUAUUUUUUUAUUUUACUUUUCACUGUUCUUGAAUAAGUCAAUGUCAAAGCCUUUCUCUGCUGUUACAAUCUUUUAUUGUCAGGACCUGUAUUUUUUACAAACACUAAAGUUAUGUGUGAAGCAAAAUCAUCAUUCAAAACGUCUAUAAAUAAAAAUAACUGUAAUUUCAGGAACUUCCACAUGGAACAACAGAAAAUAGUUUUGCCAGGCACGAUACCUUAUAAUACUUAGAAUAUAAAGAAGGGACUUCAAGGCAUGGUAGUAAAGGUUGCUUAAUUUUAGUGGCACUGCUACUAAACUCCAAGUUUAUUACCUGCUGUGUCCACUGCAUUAAUGCCUAGCCAAUUAUUAACUUGAGCAUAAUGCCGGCUACACAGAUAUGGGUAUUGCUGUUUAAAAUGGAUUCUCUUGUACAGCAGGACCGAAUUGCUGAUUGAUAAGGGCAGUGUUUGUUAUGACCUUUGUGUACAUCACUUUGAUAUCUUCUUCUGCCCUUCUGUGGUUUUCAAAGGUGUUACACAAUGUCCAUGUCCCAGUUCAAACCUUCCAUGUAAAAAAAAAAAAUUCUUUCUUUCUUUUCUUUUUUUUUUUUUAACUCAGAACAUUUAAAGUUUACUCCCGACUGCAGAUCAAUGAAGCUGAUCGACCCAUUUAACGGCUAAAAAGCAGAACGCCUCUCAGAGAACCAUUACUGUGGUUUACAGUAUUUGAUUUUCUUCGAUCUCCAGUUCUCAUCAAAGAUCCUCUAUAAAGUAUUGUUGUUUUAUAUCCGAGCUUAUGUCUACCUGAUGUUGUUGUAAAGCUGCAAGACAAGCUCUGCUCUGGGACAGGUAAGACUGUGUCUGAAGCAAAAGCUAAUGAUGCAUAUUUUCUUGGGUUUGGAACCAAAACAUGUUGGUCAAAGGUUUUUAAAUGGGUGUGGAUUGUUCAACUCAAACUGUGCACUCCAUUUUUGUUCGUACAACUAAAAGUGUACAAAAAAAACAAAAAAAACAAAAGCAGCCUCAAUAAGUUUCUUCUUGUCUAUAAAACUGACAGCAAUUAUUUAAAGGUGAAGUGCCCCAUACAGUUUUAAAAUUAGUGUUCACAUAUUUACUGUAACAAGUUAUUCACAUUAAAAGAUGCAAAAAUCAGCUCUAAAGUGAAGCCCCUUUUUUAUUUUAUUUGUGUUUUUGUUUUGCUUUCUCAGCUAUAAAGUAGCGUGAUCAUCCUACAGCUGCCGUGUUGGUUGACAGACUAACAAAGUGGCAAGCAGGUUCCAAUAUCUGGUGUACAAGACUGUCAAGGCUAGAUUCCUGCCUAAUAAAGCACAGUGCACAGCAAGCUAAACAUAUGAACAAUGUAGUGCACAGAAACUAAGGAAUUCUAUUUUUGUGUAAAAUUGAACAUCAUUGUAGAAACCUGCAACUUUAGAAUCAAGAUCUGAAAAGUUACUGGCAUAUUUUGUUACAAGGAUCUUUAUGGCUCCAGGAGUGUAUAUAUUUGUGAAUAUAAAAUGUUCUCAUUAUAUUAUACCACAUCUAAGCAUUUGUAUGGAAUGAGUGACUAGAGUUAUAUUGACAUAUUGUGCGGUGCCUGAAGAUAAUUUAAAGCGAUUAAGUAGUCCUCCCAAAAUGAACACUUCAGUAGUUGUGAGUGUGAAAACACAGGCACAGUAUAUGGCUGCUUGGAACACCAUAGCUUAUUAAUAUGUUGUUGUUUAGAUUUGGUCCCUGAGCACUGUAAGAAAUGUCUGCCUGCGAAGAAGUCAAGGUUCACAAGCCUGAAGAGAAAUCUGAACAGAUUGAAUCUCAUCCGGAUAUUGAUGGCGGGUGGGGUUGGAUGAUUUGUCUGGCUUCCUUCAUGGCACAUGUGCUGCUCAUGGGGUCACAUAUGGCUCUCGGAAUCCUCUACGUGGAAUGGCUGGAGGAGUUCAACGAGAGUCGAGGACUGACUGCUUGGGUUGGAUCCUUGACUAUUGGCAUAACAUUGAUUGUGGGACCCAUUAUUGGCCUAUUUGUAGGCACAUGUGGUUGCCGUAAGACUACAAUAAUUGGAGGUCUUUUGACAGCCUUGGGUUGGGUGAUAAGCGCGUACGCUACAAAUGUGUACUAUCUUUUUAUAUCGUUCGGCCUGACUGCUGGUAUAGGCAGUGGGAUGGCAUACCUGCCUGCAAUUGUCAUGGUUGGACAGUACUUUAAGAAACGCAGAGCCCUGGCACAAGGACUGAGCACCACAGGAACUGGAUUUGGAACCUUUAUCAUGACUCUUCUAUUGAAAUACCUGUGCACAGAGUAUGGCUGGAGGAAUGCCAUGCUUAUACAUGGAGCUGUAAACCUCAAUCUGUGUGUCUGUGGGGCACUAAUGAGACCACCACCAUCUUCUUCCAGUAUACAAAUUGAAAAUCAGAGUCAACCAGAAUGUGCUGAAACCCUCCAGAAAGAAAUUUCUACUAGUGAUCUGGUGGCUCAUGCCAUUGACAUAGAUGGGAUAGAAGAACAUGAGACCAGCAAAGAAGAGGAAACAAAGAGCUUGUCGCUGGAAGAAGUCAGUGAACUACAAGAAGCAGAAAAUAAAGACAGAGUUAAAAGAGAAGUCAUCUUUAAAGAACGGUACCCACUCCGUAUACUAAAGACAUUAAGCCAGCUGGCUAACAUCCUAAAAAAGAGCUUUUGGAAGUGGUAUUCCAGUUACUUUGGGACUGCAGCUCUCUUCUCAAAUAAGGUGUUUAUAUGUUUUGUUUUCUGGGCACUUUGUGCAUAUUGUAGCUUUGUUAUUCCUUUCAUACACCUUCCUGAGAUUGUAAAACUGUAUGGUUUCGAGGAAAAAGACAACAAAGUUCCCUUGACCUCAAUCAUAGCAAUACUUCAUAUUUUUGGGAAGAUAUUUUUGGGUUUGAUCAGUGAUCUACCCUUUAUCAAUGCUUGGAAUGUGUUUCUCGUUGCAAACCUUAUAAUGUGUAUUUGUGUAUUCAUUCUGCCCCUGAUGCACACUUUCACAGGAAUGGCCACUGUGUGUGCAAUAAUAGGGUUUUCAAGUGGCUAUUUUUCAGUGAUGCCGGUCGUGACUGAAGACUUAGUAGGCCUAAGUAAUCUUGCAAAUGCCUAUGGCAUCAUUAUCAGUGCAAAUGGAAUAUCAGCUUUGUUGGGACCGCCAUUUGCAGGUUGGAUCUAUGAUGUUACCGGCAAGUAUGAUUACUCUUUCUACUUCUGUGGUUUAAUCUAUGUAAUUGGAAUAGGUUUCUUGCUGUUAAAGCCUUGUCUUCAAAAACAGAAUGACACUGAAAAUAAAAGCAAGCAGGCCACUGAGGCUUUACAUGUUCAUCAUGAUGAAUGAUCUGGGUUUGUCUUUGCUCUCACCUAACGUCAUAUUAAAUAAAACACUUACUAUUCAAGCAUGAUGGAACAAUACAGUGAGAAUGUCUUGCACCCUAUUGGGAGUAUCUUUAAAGCACUUUUAUCCUCUGAAUCAUCUGAGUCAAGUUCAAAUAUUAGGUCCAACUUUAGAAACAGAUGUUAUAUCUGCAGCCGCUACAGUAUAUACCAGUACUGUUUAUUAAAAGAUUGGUUUGUUCUGCAAACAAAAAUGAGACAACCUUGGAAAGAUGCCUUUAUAUUUUGUUGCAAAUUAUGCUAAAUGACAGCUGGUGUUAUCCAGGCUCAGUCCCAUAAACUGAAAAGGACAGUAGCACUGUCAACAGGUUUCCUGACCACACUUAGAAAGCACGCCAGUGGUUUUAUCCUGUUAAAAUGUAACCACAUCGUUAUAGUUCAAUAGAAGUGUGCUGUGGAUAGAUGAACCCAACUGAAUUAUGUAUUAUUAUUUCAACUGGCUGAAAAUAAUUUUGCUUAGUUGUGAAAUAUGUGAUUUUUGCUUAAAGUUUCUUUUUUACUGUCUGGUGUGCACUUAUACCCUUAUAUAGUAUCAAUGUUAUAUUUUCCAAAAGGAUAAAUAUCAUUGCUGAAUAAUUUUUUAUGGUAACCAUCUGUGACUUUUGGUCAUUAUUAGUAAUGGUGUUUUUUUCUAACAAAUGAAUGUUUCUGUACGUUUUUUCGUGGAUGUUUUAUGUUCAGAAUGAUUAUGGAAAAUGUUUUUAAUAAGAAUGUAUUGUUUAGAUUUAACAAAAAAAAGCUGUCUCUUUGUAAAUGAGUUCCUAUAAUGCAGAAGAAUUUUUACAACACACUGUAAAAGCACAAUAAUUGUAUGUGGCACAAUUAAAAUAAAAUCACACAAUUAUAAUAAGUUC
Messenger RNA from Acipenser ruthenus (sterlet), 5373 nucleotides. RefSeq names its product monocarboxylate transporter 14-like. Gene Ontology annotation, molecular function: monocarboxylic acid transmembrane transporter activity. Lineage: Eukaryota; Metazoa; Chordata; Actinopteri; Acipenseriformes; Acipenseridae. The coding region runs from base 2877 to 4463 and encodes 528 amino acids. The transcript has 5 exons. The record is from RefSeq and is a predicted model, not a curated record. Gene Ontology annotation, biological process: monocarboxylic acid transport; transmembrane transport.